Messenger RNA from Colletotrichum karsti, 1203 nucleotides. RefSeq lists its product as uncharacterized. The record is from RefSeq and is a predicted model, not a curated record. Gene Ontology annotation, molecular function: protein binding. The transcript has 2 exons. NCBI's taxonomy places the organism in Eukaryota, Fungi, Ascomycota, Sordariomycetes, Glomerellales, Glomerellaceae. The coding region runs from base 1 to 1203 and encodes 400 amino acids.
AUGACAGUGAAAACACACGACGAAAGCUCGGCAGCAAAGGGCACUACACCAGAGCAGAUUACUGAAAAGCUUGAUGACCAUGAGAAGUCUAGCACAACGACCAAGGAAGAUGACGAGGAAACCUUGGCCGAAUUGAGUGACGAUGCAACCAUCACCGAGGAAGCACCAGACUCAGCACCGAGCGUUCGAGGACCUCUGUUUGACGACAAAAGCAUUGAAUUGCUCAAAGCAGAGAUUAUCGCAGAAACCGAGAAGCGGAACAACAUGUCGACGAGGGUUUUCUCCAAGACAAUGAAAGCAGCCGCAUGGGCAGUGACAACAACCUCGACAUCAAAACAGGGCCGUUCAUACCUCUGCUUCGCAUGCGGAGCCCUCAACGUCCGCAGAGCCGCCGGACUCAUCGACAAGGGCGUCGCCAUCAACGCCGACGCCAACUUCGGUCACGGUCCUCUCAUGGCCGUCAUCCGCUCCACCCCACCCCGACUCCCUGCCCAGGAAGCCAUGAUCGACUUCCUUGUCGCCGAGGGAGCGGACGUCAACUACGUGGGCAAAGAUGAGGUCACGCCUCUCUGUGCUGCCGUCGAGCUCGGGCACACUCGGUUGGUGAGACAACUACUACGUUACGGUGCGAGAAUCAACGACCUUCGUACCGCCAUGGUCACGUGGAAUUGGUUGCCCAUCGUCGGCGAGGAGAUGUCUGCGCUCCACGUCGCCGUGAGCAGAGGCCAGGGCGAUUGUCUGAAGCUUUUGACCGAUUUUGGUGCUGACCAUAACGCGAAGUUUCGUUUGUCGAAUUAUUUUGGAGUUACGCCGUUGCACGCUGCUGUUCAGGACCUUGCUUGCGUUGAGGGGCUUUUGGAGCUGGGAUGUGAUUUGAUGGCAAGGGACGGAAGAAACCGUACCGCAUUUCACUGGGCCAUUGACGCGGUCAACAUCGAAGUGGUAGAAUUGUUUUUGAGUCGCGGUUAUCCUGUCGAUGACCCAGGAGAAGAGGGUGUGACGGCCCUAGGGAUGAUUUGUGCGGCCCUUGAGCGAGGUGCAAAGUCGGAGAAGUAUCCUUUGAUCACCGGAGUGCUUCUUCGGGCUGGUGGAAAUUUGGACGUGGUAUAUCCUCAAAACAUGUCUAUAAGGCAGAGGUGGCUGUUGAUGGAGGAUUGGCGGAAUACGUAUGCGCCCUUGUUUAACGAGUUUGCAAAGAGCUAG